CUGGCCGACUGACGCCUGUUCUCUUGAUGGCAGCGUCAGUCGACCGCGGACGGCGGCGCCGGCGACGGCGCGGCUGAGAGCCGAUACACAAUGCAGGACAAUAUCACUCCGGCUAUGCGCGCCGUUCUCCUGAAACGGCUGACUCGCUCGCCAGAAAAGGGUGACGCGCGCGCCAAGAAGCGCAGCUGCAGCAGCAGCCGCGGCCGGAAGGAGAGCAGCGCUGCGGCGCCGGUCACACCGGCCAUGGCGGACGUGAUGCGAACACGACGGAGCCGGCAGCGGGGCCGGCGCCGCCGCUCGCCGGACGGCACCGACGACGAGCUCAGCUUCCACGCGCCGCCCGUAGAGUCGGCCGCGGCCAUGCGUUGGCGGAGCCCGCCGCUGCCCUGCCCCAAGCCGCGGUCAGCCAUCCGCAGCGAGCCGCCGGCCGCGGGGCGCCGCCUGCGCAGCGGGCUCCAGUACAGCUCUCGACCGGCCUGACGCCUGACGGCAGUGUAGCCCGCUUCAGCCGGGCUCGCAAGAAACCGUGCCGCGCACCGCUGCUGUACCGGCCGUGGCCGGCCAGACGGAGAACGCCGUCCCGGAGAAAUCUGGCGCACCUCGGACGGCUGAAGACCGCCGUCUCAGCGGACUACGGCAGAGCUGACUGGGAGCGCUCGUGCGGGCGCAUUGCAAUGUGGCUGUUGUCACAACGACGCGAGUGAGACCGUCAGAGCUCAGUGUAUCGCUCAUUGCACAUGAGGAGAUAUCCCGGCUAUGUCAUAGGAGAGCUUCGGCGUGACUGACGGAGAAGUGCCGGCCGGGUGGCGCGAGGGAAGUGCUCGGGGCGAAGG
Molecule: messenger RNA, 833 nt
Organism: Pollicipes pollicipes
Lineage: Eukaryota; Metazoa; Arthropoda; Thecostraca; Pollicipedomorpha; Pollicipedidae
Exons: 2
Coding region: 91-480 (129 amino acids)
Source: RefSeq, a predicted model, not a curated record